AUGCCAUACACAAAAAUAAGCUCUACCACCACUCUUACAAGCAGUGUCACCACAGUCGACUGCCAGAAACAAGUCCGAUCGUGGCGGCUUCUCCGUUCUAUCUUAGAGCUACUUAUUCCUAGUUGCAAUUGCGUCUUUGUUAAAGAAAAUGAGUUGCAAGACAAAAAAUGCUGUGACUACAGCUAUUGCUAUUAUCGACAACCUAGUUUCUUCUCUAACACCACCAUCAGUGGCACCAUAUUUGGUCAUCGACGUGGAAAAGUUAGCUUUUGUAUCCAGGAAAACCCUAAAUCCACCAUCCCGAUGCUUCUUCUUGAACUUGCUAUAUCCACAAGCACACUUGCUAGGAAAAUGAGAGGAGGGUUCGUCAGAAUUGCCCUCGAAUGCAAUACGUGUGGAAAUGGCACAGGCUCCUCUGAUCUUCUUUCAAUGCCCGUUUGGAGUAUGUUUUGCAACGGAAGGGAAGUAGGGUUUGCUGUCAAAAAAAAUCCCUCAAAAGUCGAUAUGGAGGUUUUGCAGCUUAUGGAAUCAGUUGUUGUAGGUGCUGGUACUCUACGUAGAGGAGAACUCAAGAGUGAAGAUGAUAUUAUGUACCUUAGAGGAAAAUUCCAAAGAGUUCAAGCGUCAUCAAAUUCAGAAUCAUUUCAUUUGAUUGAUCCAGAUGGUAAUGUUGGACAGGAAUUCAGCUUUUUCUUCCUUAGGUCUCACUAAAGAUGGAAAUCCAAUUCAUCCAUGCAUAUUGCUUCUUAAUUUAGUAGCGUACUUGGUAGUGGUCAACAACUUUGUAUCACUUUUUUGCUUUCUUUAUAUUCAUUUUUUCCUUUUACUUGUCUUGCCACCCCCCAGGCGCUUUCUUUCGAGUUGUGCCUUCUUGUUGGCAUUACUUUCUUGUCU
This is a messenger RNA of Coffea eugenioides, 894 nucleotides long. RefSeq names its product protein MIZU-KUSSEI 1-like. Gene Ontology annotation, biological process: hydrotropism. Bases 1 to 711 code for a protein of 236 amino acids. The transcript has a single exon. Lineage: Eukaryota; Viridiplantae; Streptophyta; Magnoliopsida; Gentianales; Rubiaceae. The record is from RefSeq and is a predicted model, not a curated record.